Molecule: messenger RNA, 2076 nt
Organism: Gilbertella persicaria
Lineage: Eukaryota; Fungi; Mucoromycota; Mucoromycetes; Mucorales; Choanephoraceae
Exons: 1
Coding region: 158-2029 (623 amino acids)
Source: RefSeq, a predicted model, not a curated record
AAUCCAAAAAACAUAAUAGGCUUAUUUCACCCCUUAAUUUUUACUCCUUGAAAAUUAGAUAGUUUAUUUACAUGAGUUUUUCUUAUAAAAAUGUAUACAUUUUGUUCUUAUUACUUCUUCCUGGAAAAGAAAGUUCUAUUUUCCUUUUUAUACAAAUAUGCAAAAUCAUAUUGAAGAAAAUACAAAUGCAUCAUUUUCACCACAAUCCACCGAGAAAAUUUUAUUUGAUUAUUUGAAACACCAAUUCGUAGAAAGAAACCAACAAGAGCAAAAUUUAGUCUAUUAUCAAGAAAAUCAAAACUAUAAUACUAUCAUUUAUGCAGAACAACAACAGUUGUUUUCAACAGCUAUUUGGGAUGACAACUUCAUGUCUUUAGAAGAAGAGCAAGACAAUAUUGUGAUUCAACUCAACAAUUUCUCUGACCUUCAAACCGCACUGAAAGAUAUCGAAGAACUUGAAACUCAUCCCACAUCUUCUUCCCUGAGAGUUCGUGCACAAAACCGAAAGUCAAAAUGCUGGUCUACUACAGAGGGAGACCUGGUAAACCUUUCCAGCGCUGAAUUUACUUUACCACCCUCUAUACAGCUCAAUAUUGAAAGCUUACAAAUAAUCGAUAUUCUUAUUGACAGAGCAGUGAAACACUGGUGCUGUAUCGGCUUCAGAGUAGCUCCCAUCAGUGUCGACAUGAUCAAGGACUGGCGACGCGCUCCUCGAGCAAUUGUGUACUGUAUUGCUUCUAUCACUCUUGUUAGCCAUAUGGAACAUCAAUCAGAAAGUGAUAUUUCAUACUCUAAACAAUUAGCAUUUGUGCUUUAUGAGCAAGCAAGAAAAAAUGUGGGUGAUAUCCUGGUUGAUGAUAUGCAACCUAUUAUUAUCCAAUCUUAUUUUUGCUUGAGCUAUACUUCCAAUCUCCUUCGAUUGUAUGAACAACAACGUACUUGGGGUGGACUAGCAUCCAUCUCAUUGCAACAUUUGGCAACAGCCGCUACCAACACGAAGAAAGCAAGCGCACCUUCUCUAUUGACAUACCCAACAAAGACAUUAGCAACAAUCAAUAUGGAUGAGGCCAUACUGGGAUGCUGGUUUCGCUGGUACUACAUUGAUGCUUGGAUGUGUCUUACCCUAAACAGAGACUGUUUGUUGCCUGGCUCUGUACCAUGGCUUGAUAUGCAACAAGUAGAAAGAAUCUCUCUUCAGAAACCAAAGACGGACCCGCACCAACUCUACAGCUUUGCUGUCCUCGCGCACUAUAUGCGUCGUUACAUUCGAGCACUCCAGUCUGGAAGACUUUUUGCCUUUCAAACAACCAUGGCGAAUUCUCCACACCGGCAACAAAGAGUACCUUCUAAACUCUAUUACGAAAUUACUCAGGGGCUAACUCAGUGGUAUGCGCAAUUGCCUAAACACAAAACCAUCGCCGAGCUUCAUUUCCAUCUUUGCUAUAAUUCAGUGCGUCUUAUUGUGCUUUAUCAGUUUCUGCAUCCUCAGUUCUCGCCGCCUCAUGAUAUCUUAACUGACUGCCUCCUGACCAACUUGGAACUGUUGGAGGCAUUGAUUCAACUCAAGAAGGGAGGAUGCGAUCAAAGUACGUACCAUCAUAUGUUUUUCGCUAUCCACAAUACAGCCAAACGCAUAUUUCAAUAUAAUAUCGCACAAUUCAAGUAUGAUAUUGAAGAACAGUUCAAGACAAAUCUAAUACUGUUGAAGAGUACACAAGCUUAUGCACACGAUGUAUUCAAGAUGAAGAUGUAUGCAAAAGACAUUGAAGACCAACUGAAUCGCAUGAAUAUCACAGUCGAUUUCAAAAAAUACGAGGGAAACACAUUUGUGUUCAAACAGAACCAAACGCAUUCAAAUGAUAUUCAUAGGCCCAUGACAAUGCCACAAUUAUUGCCACCUUCUUUUCUACCAUUAUUUCAACAACGAAAAUCUGCAGAGAGCAGCAAUGCAUAUAAAAUCUUUAUGUUCAAGCAACAAACAUUAGAAAAGCAUUUAAAAAAAUCGUUUAAGAAGAAAAAGGUUCUUUAAGUUAUUGCUUGCUGGUUAAGAAAUAAUAAACAUAUAUUUUUCAUUGG